CCAUCGCCGGUGGUUUGCUGCAGGGAGGGAGCUGAGGCUAUUUAAAGAGGUUCAUCCAGCCUCGGAUAAAUAACAGAAGGUUGACUAACCGCCUCUAAAUGCUCCUCAUCCAGAACCCGCCGUCUGUCUGCGGAGACUUUCUGUCUGUCUGUCCGCUGUGACACCCAGAAAACCAGAAAAAAAAAAAAAAAAAAAUCCAGCAAACGUCCAGACCCUCCAGUCGGUCUCCAGCUGCUCUCCUCCACCAGCCUCCGUCUGAAAAAUGGGGAAAGAUUACUACAAAACGCUGGGCAUCUCCAAAGGAGCCACCGAGGAGGACGUGAAGAAGGCGUACCGAAAGCAGGCUCUGAAAUGGCAUCCGGACAAGAACAAGUCUGCAGCCGCCGAGGAGAAAUUCAAGGAGAUAGCCGAGGCUUAUGAAGUCCUGAGUGACCCGAAGAAACGGGAGAUCUACGACCAGUACGGAGAAGAAGGCCUUAAAGGAGGAAGUGGACCCACCGCCGAUGGACAGGGCAGCACCUUCACCUACACCUUCCACGGGGAUCCUCACGCCACCUUCGCCACCUUCUUCGGAGGCUCCAACCCCUUCGAGAUGUUCUUCGGGCGCAAAGCGAACGGGCGUGACGACGAGGACAUGGAGGUGGACGGCAGCGACCCGUUCGGCUCCUUCACCAGCUUCAACCUGAACGGCUUCCCCCGGGAUGGACACGUGGGCCUCGGAGGGCAGCAGCGCCGCAAGCAGGACCCGGCCAUCAUCCACGAGCUGAGGGUCUCCCUGGAGGAGGUCUUCCACGGCUGCACCAAGAGGAUGAAGAUCUCCCGCAAACGCCUCAACCCGGACGGUAGGACCAUGAGGACCGAAGACAAGAUCCUCACCAUCGAGAUCAAGCGGGGCUGGAAGGAGGGAACCAAGAUCACGUUUCCUCGGGAGGGAGACGAGUCGCCCAACACCAUCCCCGCCGACAUCGUCUUCGUCAUCAAGGACAAACCGCACCCUCACUUUAGGCGGGAAGGAUCCAACAUUGUGUAUCCGGUUCGCGUCAGCCUGCGACAGUCACUGUGCGGAUGCUCGGUUACCGUGUCGACGAUAGACGGGAAGACGUGCAACAUGAAGAUCACGGACGUCAUCAAGCCCGGCAUGAGAAAAACUGUGGCCGGACAGGGCCUCCCGUUCCCCAAAAACCCCGAGCAGAGAGGAGACCUGGUGGUGGAGUUUGACGUGAACUUUCCCGACACGUUGCCCGGCAACGCCAGGGACGUCCUGAAGCGGCAUUUACCGGCUUAAUGGCGACGGACCGGACAGCCCUCGACUCACACGAGGACAGCUCUGAAAGAUCACAGAUGGACCCCCAACUGACGAAUGUACAAUUUCUAUUUUUGAGUAUUUUGGUGUUUUUUUGUUUGUUUUUUUGAGAAACGCCACGCAUGCAAGCAGAAGACUGUUUGGACUGUUGAUGGACUUAUAGGCACCAAAAAAUAUUGUUUGUUGGUCUGAAAAAAUUCCAAAAAUUCUGCAAAAAAAUUCCCUUAAAAGUUUUAUUUUUUAAAAAAAAAAAAUCCCCCAAAUUUGGCAAGAAAAUUCUUGUAAAUAUUUUCAAAAAAUGAGUAAAAAUCUUCCAAAAAAAUCCUAAAAAUAUCUAAAGUGAUUCCAUAUAUAUCAGUAAAACGUCCAAUAUUUUCUUUAGCCCUCGUGUUGUCCUACGGGUCAAAAUUGACCGGUUUGAAAAUGUGGAAAAAAAAACAUUUUCACAGUAAAAAUUUCCACAUUUUCAAUAUUUUUGGGAAAUUUUUUAACAUUUUUGGUGGAGAAAAAAAAGAAAUGUAAAAAAAAAAAGUUUUCUUUAAGGACAUACACAAAAAAAUCAACCAAAAUCCAGCUAAUUUCACUGGAUUUUAGUUGAUUUUUUUUCUGGAUGUUGUUAAAGAAAAUAUUAGAAGUUUUACUGAUAUAUAUGGAAUCACUUUAGAUAUUUUUCAGAUUUUUUUUGGAAGAUUUUCACUCAUUUUUUGAAAAUAUUUACAAGAAUUUCCUCCAAAUUUGGGGGAUUUUUUACUGAAUUUUCAGAUUUUUUUUUUUUUUCAGAGAAGGAAACAGUAUUUUUUGGUGCCCGUAAAUGAGGACAACAGGAGGGUUAAUCACUUUAGCUUUCUGCUUGUUGGAAAUAUUUGUGAAUGAGUUGCCAAAAAAACAUCCUAGGAAAAGGACAAGUUUAGUGCCAAAUGUUCCAUUUUUAGAUUCCUGAAGUUUUGUGGUUUUUUUUUUUUUAAACCAAAUAUUAUUACCAAAAAUUAUUUGAAUUACAUGUUUUUAUACAUGUUUAUAUGCGGCUCAAAAAGGGACAAAUGAAAUCAUACACAUGAUAAACACAAACAAAUAUACAAUCCGGCAACACAACUAACUCAUGGCACCAUCUAAACCAGGGGUGUCAAACUCAGUUUAGCUCAAAUUCAGACCAAUUUGGUCUAAAGUGGGCCGAACCAGUAAAAUCACAGCAUAAUAAACUAUAAAUAACUCCCAAAUUUUCCUUUGUUUUAGUGCAAAAAAGGACAUCCUAAAAAAUGUUCACAAUUAAGGAAUUAUCUUUUUACAAAACAUCAUGAACAACCUGAAAUUUGUUCAGAAAAAUAAAUUCAAUUUCAGCAACAUUCAUCCUCAGUUUAUCAUUUCCACAUUACAACUUCCAGAUCACACAGUGUUGACAAAGGAACACAAUAUUUAGUCACAGCUAAUCUGGAAUUGAACAAUGUCGUAUUUUACCUUUAAAAAAGACAAAAAAACAAAAAAUAAGACAAAAUAUUACAAAAAUGAGAUGCUUAACAAAAGUGAGAAACAAAAUGACAAAAAGAUGAGACAAACAUUAAACAAUAAAAAAGACAAAAAAAAUAACAAAAAAUGGACACGACAAAAAAAUGACAAAAGCGAGAAACAAAACAACAAAAACGAUGCUCAAAACAAUGAAUAAAGCAAAACAAAAAAAUGACAAAAAUGAGACAAAAAACACAAGCGAGACAAAAAGGAAACACAAAACAACAAAAAUGUGAGACAAACUAUAAAAGCCAGACAAAAAAAGACAAAAAACAACAAAAACAACACAAAAUUUUACAAACAUGAGGCACAAAAUGAGAAAAGAACAAUCUAGUAUUUUACUUUCUGAUCAAAACAACUUGUUAUGGUCUAGAAAUGAUUUUAAAUUUAUAGUUUUACUGAGUUACAAUCUGCAGUUAUUGUCUUCUCUGGAAUUUUUACACUUUGAGGGUUGGAUUGGACCCUCUGGAGGACCGCUUUUGGGCCGCGGGCUGCAUGUUGGACACCCCUGGACUAAACCCACAUAAAGAGAAUUAAGUUUUAAGUAAAUUAGAGAGCAGCAAGGGCUAUGAAACAUGUAAAAUACGCAAUCCAGACACUAAUGUCAAAUUCAAAUCAAAUUAAAACUUCUCCCCGGGCCUGUAAAAUAUGUAAAAUCUAAUUAAAUUAAAGUAAGGAAUAAAAGGAGCCUAUAAAUUCAUAAAGGAACCUAACUUCAAAUGGAGUUUUGCUAUUAUUUUUUUCCAUUGAAUCCACUUUCUUUAAUCUCUCUCUCCACUGGUGGAGGGCUGGAGGUAGUGGUCAUCAUUUUCUUUGCCACCAGAAGUAGGAUUUGGAACAGAUCUGCCUUCUUUUUUCCAUUACUUCUUCUGGAAUGGAGCCGAUUAUGCAGAACAAUGGCUCAAGUGGCAAAUCAACACUUAACCCCCCGUGUCGUCCUACGGGUCAAAAUUCAACCAUUUUAAGUUUGAAAAUGUGGAGAAAAAAAAUAUUUUCACAGUGAAACUUCUGAUGUCCACAUUUCAAUAUUUUUGGGAAAUUUUUGUACAUUUUUGGUGGAAAAAAGGAAAUGUUAAAAAUGUCUCUUAAGAACAUUCACAAAAAAUUAAUUCACUAGAUUUUGGUAGAUUUUUUUGUGAAUGUUCUUAAAGAAAAUAUUAGAAGUUUUACUGAUAUAUAUGGAAUCACUUUAGAUAUUUUUAGGAUUUUUUUGGAAGAUUUUUACACAUUUUUUGAAAAUAUUCACAAGAAUUUUCUUGCCAAAUUUGGAGGAUUUUUUAAAAAUAUAACUUUUAAGGGAAACUUUUAAGGAAUUAUUGGAAUUUUCUUCCUGAAGGUUUUGCAAAUUUUCAGAAAUUUGAGGAAUUUUUUUGCUGAAUUUUUUGAUUUUUUUCAGACAAGGAAACAAUAUUUAUUGGUGCCUGUAAAUGAAGACAACAGGAGGGUUAAAAUGGAUCUGAUUUCUGCCUGAAUCCCAAAACGGUUUCAGUUUUGGAUAGUCCCAACAAAUGUGAGGAUUCCUGACCCUUUUUUUUGGCCAUCUUUCAUGUUUCAUUUCGAUGAGCUUUCCCUUUGGACGCUUACAGUUUGAGGGAUUCAAGAGGACAGCGGUCGAAUGAACAGUGAGUGCAUUUUACAGAGAAUCUGUGACCACGUGAAGAACUUGAAUUUUAAAAUAAAUAUUUCCACAUGAACUGAUCUUGAGCUGUUUUAGUCAUGGAGACGAAGAAUCCUCCUCAGCCAGAAACAGAACCAGUGUGCUGACUUUAAAAUCGCUUUAAAAUUUGCUAAAUGCUGCUUUUAGGGGUUCUUUCUAGUCUGUGUAGCAAUGUUUCACACAAUGGUCACCUGGAAAUUCUAUAUUUUGAUAGUCACAUGUGAAUAUUUUGUUGUUGUUGAGCUUCUACGGUGUCAUUUUUGAUGUGCAAAGAUCAAAAUUAAAAAUAUCUUGACUGGA
Messenger RNA from Amphiprion ocellaris (clown anemonefish), 4763 nucleotides. RefSeq names its product DnaJ heat shock protein family (Hsp40) member B4 (gene dnajb4). The transcript has 3 exons. Gene Ontology annotation, cellular component: cytosol. Bases 263 to 1285 code for a protein of 340 amino acids. Gene Ontology annotation, molecular function: protein-folding chaperone binding. The record is from RefSeq and is a predicted model, not a curated record. NCBI's taxonomy places the organism in Eukaryota, Metazoa, Chordata, Actinopteri, Pomacentridae.